AUGGUUCAUAUGCGGUGUAAGAACCUGCACUCAGAAAUUAGACAAAAUGUCAAUCAGCGCAUCAUUCAACAGUGGCGCUCUCUUCUACUAGCCCACACCUGUCAAACAAGGUUGGCAUCUACAGUCGUGACAAGGCCAAAGAAAGUUCCCAAUGUAUUACCAGAAGUAGACUCGCUUGAACAUUUGCGACAGAUAAAGUCAUCAGCAAGGAGACGCAUCCCUGUUCAUGUCAGCUCCAAAAUCGACAAACAAAUACCUUCGCCCACAACCAUGACUAUCCAAAGCUAUCUAGCCAACGGCGAUGUCGAAAGUGCCUGGAAACUUGUAGAUAAAUCAACCUCUUAUUUAACGCAACAACAUAUACCUCGUUUGACAGCUCAGUUACUGUUGAAAUCACUUCACACGCAAGUAAACACCAACUUACCUCGUCUCACUCUCGAUUUUUCAAAGCUACAGCAGUUAUAUUUGAACCGACUGGAGACAUUGACAGGUGUUGUGCGUAAAAGCAAAGAUAUAGCCUGGGAUAAGCAUGAAAUCAGCAUGGUGCUCGAGUUAUUUGGCAAAUUAGAUCAAGUCAAGCGUGCUGAAUCCCUGUUUCGCAACAUAUCGCAUUAUACAUCAGCUGGCUACACACCCAACUUGGAGGUUUACAAUCAAAUGAUGGCUGUCUAUGUCCGUCGAUUCAAAUACGUCGAUGAUACAACCAAAAAACGAUACUUUUCCAAGAUGAAGACACUGGAACAAGAAAUGAUUCGCAAAGGUCUACAGCCAGACACUUCGUCUUACAACAUACUACUGGCAGCCAAGAUCAAGUCGCACGAUUUGCAAGGAGCAGAGGCUAUUUACUCUAAAAUGACAACGCCGCCCGAUCGCACGACAUACAAUAUUCUGUUGAAUGGUUAUCUGAAAGACUGUAGAAACAACAAGGACAAAGAGAUCACUCAGCAGUGGAUGGAAAGGCUGAUUGCCUCGGGAAUUGUUCCAAACAGAAGGACGUUCAACAACAUCAUGGAUGGUUUAGCGAGUCAAGUGGUCAAGCAUGCUCGUUUAAACGAAAUCAAUGACAUGCAAGAAACAGCGCAAUCGGUGUCGAGUUUGUACAAAGUCAUGCGCCGGUUAGGCCAUAAACCAGAUACAGAAAUCGUCAAUACGUUGCUCAAAUGCUACACGGCUGCUGGCGACAUUGAUCAUAUCGAAAAGGUGAUUGAGAUGCUGGCUUUGCCCGAGAAGAAGGGAUGUGGUGGAAACUGUGCUUGUGCAAGUAAAGCAUCUGAGGCUGCUGAUGCUGCUGCUAAGCCAAAGCUCAAGGUGAAGCCAGAUACAUACACAUUUAAUAUGCUGAUCAAAUACCACCUGGGGAACAACAAUACAGAGCUGGCUUUUCAAAUGUACGAUACCAUGGUCAACCUCAAAUUGGACCCUGAUACAGUAACAUACGGCAAUUUCAUAUGGUAUUAUGCUGAUCAAGGCAAUGCGACAGAAGCACUCAAAUACGUGGAUGCGAUGCAACGAAAAGGCAUUCCUACCAACAAUUACAUAUACAACACAUUGCUGAAUUACACUCUCAAAUAUCCCAAAGAAGCCUAUCUAAUCACACCACACCUACAAAGAAUGAUAGCGGAUGGAAGCAGCACAUUGGAUAGCGUGUCGUCCAGAAUCUCCAUUGCUCGAUUUCAAUAUGCGGAGAGGGACAAUAUGGAAUCUAAUUUCGAGCGAUUCACAGACGUUUUGGAGAACAUAUAUGCGACACCCGAGAUCAGUACGCGUACCUACAAUACCAUCUUGCAAUCUACAGGCAAGUUCUAUAAACCGAAACACAGCAAUCAUGUCAGUAGUAUGAACCUUGAGAAUAUCAUUGAAUCUCUGGAUACUUCACAUUUGACACCAGACAUAUAUACCUUUGCGCUCAGUAUUCGAAACGCUGCUUAUGUGGGUAACAUGGUCAAGGCUGAAUCAAUUUACAAAACCAUGGUGGACUCGGGCAUAAAGCCCAAUCAUUUCGUCUUUUCUCAUCUCAUUCAUGGAUACGUGUCGUUGGGUAAGGUGGACAAGGCAUCCGACUUGUUACAGCACAUGACAAAUUAUCAACUGCGUCCAACGGCCCUUCAUUACGCGCCGUUGAUCAAGGGGUUUGCAGAAUCAGCAGAAUUUGACAGAGCUUACGAACUGUUUCGAGAUAUGCUGGCAAACAACGUAAAUGCGGAUUUAGUGAUUUACACAAUACUGGCAUCUGUCUUUUUGGAGUCACCACGAGGAAACGAAGCUCGCGCAAUUGACUUGUUGGAAGGCAUUGAAAAGGCGGGCAUCCCCAUGGACGCUGCUUCGUUGACGUUACUCGCAAAAGCAUAUGCUAUCCAAGGGUCCAAGAAGGCUCAACUUGUGUACACACAAAAGAUUGAUAAAAUCUACAAUACACUCAAAGUAAACCACUGGCUUGAUGCCAAGGCAAUCGCUACCCUACUUACAGCUCACCAUCGUAUGAAGAAUCCUGAUGCUGCUUGGAAAUUAUGGAAUACGCUAAAGGAAGAAAAGACCCUGCUUACAACAUUACACUACAAUUCUCUCAUGGCAAGCAUAGCGUCCACCAAGGCCUGGUAUCCUAUAGCUAAAUUGGUGUUUGAAGAAAUGUUGCAAGAUCCAAAGGUAUCUCCAGAUGCCCAUACAUUUGAUCUCAUGAUAUGGGGCGCUUAUGGUGUCUCUGAUCUGCGCACCAUUCAAUAUGUAUGGCAUACCCGUCAACCAGACAAGGUAUUAUUUGUCCGAUCUUAUUACGCUGUGAUGAAGGCCAUGUUGGAAUGCAAUGAUAUAGACGGUGCUCAACGUGUCUACGAAGAAUACCAAAAACUGCCCUCAACACCGAGCUCAACGACUGUUUGGGUUGGCAUGAUAAACAAACUAGCUGCACAUCAAGGAUUUAACAAAAGUAUAUCUACAUCUACCUAA
Messenger RNA from Mucor velutinosus, 2943 nucleotides. RefSeq lists its product as uncharacterized. The record is from RefSeq and is a predicted model, not a curated record. Bases 1 to 2943 code for a protein of 980 amino acids. The transcript has 2 exons. NCBI's taxonomy places the organism in Eukaryota, Fungi, Mucoromycota, Mucoromycetes, Mucorales, Mucoraceae. Gene Ontology annotation, molecular function: mRNA binding; protein binding.